Messenger RNA from Xylona heveae TC161, 1629 nucleotides. Its product is annotated as fumarylacetoacetase. The transcript is spliced from 2 exons. The coding region runs from base 199 to 1545 and encodes 448 amino acids. Lineage: Eukaryota; Fungi; Ascomycota; Xylonomycetes; Xylonales; Xylonaceae. Gene Ontology annotation, molecular function: fumarylacetoacetase activity. The record is from RefSeq and is a predicted model, not a curated record. Gene Ontology annotation, biological process: L-phenylalanine catabolic process; homogentisate catabolic process; L-tyrosine catabolic process.
CCCCAUUUUGCAAACAUUUAGCACUUGUGUAUUCAGGCAAUCUUUGGUGGUGCUCACAUCGAACUAGACUUCUUCAUCUUUACGAUUCCCCGCUUGCCCCGUACUGCCUUUUAACAGGUUGACAAACCUGUUCCCUUUUUUUGAGUCCUCCGAUCGACAGCCAAAAAAAGGAGAGAAAGAGAAAGAAAAAGAAUCACCAUGGCCCGAAAAUCCUGGCUUCCUAUCCCUCACAACUCUCAUUUCUCAUUGUCAAAUCUCCCGUUUGGCAUCAUCACCACACCCACGUCCCGCAUCCCCCACGUUGCCGUAGCCAUAGGCAAUUAUGCGCUAGACCUACACAUGUUUUCAUCCAGCAACGGCCACGCUGCCGGCGGCUUCAACGAUCUGGCUGCAAUUAAGCCCUAUUUGUCCGUCUUCUCUCAGCCUACGCUGAACGCCUUUGCCGCGCUUGGACGUCCUCUGCACCGUCAAGUCCGAGAAUACCUACAAGAUGUCUUUUCCGAAGAUACUCCCUAUCCGGACAUUUUGAAACUCAACAAGGGUCUCCAGGCACAAUCAUUGUACCCUUUAGACUCCAUUGAGACGCAUAUGCCCUUCCACAUUGGCGACUAUACCGAUUUCUACGCGGGCAAGAAUCACGCUUAUACCGUGGGCGUGCUCUUCCGGGAACCCAACACGGCUUUGCAACCUAAUUACACGCAUUUGCCUGUCGCGUAUCACGGGCGUGCGUCGUCGGUCGUGGUAUCUGGCACGCCAAUCCGCAGACCUUGGGGCCAGAUUAUCAAAGAUUCGGGUUCUGAUUCUGAUUCUACCCCUGUCCCCGUACAUCAGCCUUGUAAACGUCUGGAUUUUGAGCUCGAAUUGGGCGCGUUCAUUUGCCGCGCGAACGACAUGGGCGAACCGAUCCCCGUGGUCCAAGCCCAUGAUUAUAUCUUUGGAUAUGUCCUUUUGAAUGAUUGGUCAGCCAGAGAUGUCCAGACAUGGGAGUAUGUGCCCCUGGGUCCGUUCACGGCGAAGAACUUUGGCACGUCAAUUAGUGCCUGGGUCAUCCUUGCCGAUGCGUUGGAGCCGUUUAAGGCGAAAGGGCUAGAGAAUGAGCAUCAAGUGUUAGAUUAUUUGAGAGAGGCUGAUCCCGAGAAGAGUGCGUUGGAUUUGAAUCUCGAGGUCGAUUUGACGACAAAAAAAGGAAACACCUACACAAUCUGCCGCUCCAACGGACGCAAUCUUCUCUGGUCUUAUCCGCAAAUGAUUGCGCAUCAUACGGUCACUGGUUGUCCCAUGGCCGUUGGUGACCUGUUGGGUUCUGGCACGAUAAGCGGCACCCGGGAGGGCACGCAGGGUUGUUUGUUAGAGCAGACGCAGGGCGGACGAGUCCCGAUAACGCUGGGACACGGUUCGGAAAAGGAAGAGAGAAUGUACUUGCAGGAUGGAGAUACAGUUAGGCUUCGAGCGUGGGCGGGAGGCAGAAGCGGAGUAGAGAAGGAAGGAGAAUUGGUAGGAUUUGGAGACUGUGUUGGAACUGUAAUGCCUGCUUUGCAACGUUGAUUUUUCUAUUUGAGGCUUGAUUUGCAUUUUUCAGUCGAUAGAUAAGUGGAUUCAAGCUUUAUAUCCUAUUCAUAUUGAGACUCU